AAUGCAUUAUUUUUGAGAUUCUUUUCAUAUGUUUUCUUUACUUUCUGUUCUACCACUAUUUUUUUUUUUAUAAAAAAUCUUUUAUUCCUUGAUGCUUCCCUGUUUAUCUGCCCCCAGAGUGCUUAUAAUAUUAAACUCUUAGAGGGGAACUUCUAAGCAUGAACUUAAGAUACUCAUUUACCUUAAAAGGUUAAAUGACCUCAUUUGAUAAAAAUGGAAUUACUUAAAAUAUUUAGACAUAGUUAAAAUUUUGAAUUGACAUUUAAAGUGUGCUGGUUCACGGAAAAUUAUGACAAAGAUUAUAAGAGUUAGUCUUUCCUCUGACUGAUUUGUGAGUAGGUGAUCUCCAAAAUGCCUGGCUGCUUGUGGUUUGGGUGGGUUAGUUAAUGUGUUUCAGGUUAUCUAAGUAGCCCUGUGGUUUUUAAAGAGGUAGAAGUGAACUGAGAAACAGCCUCACCUUACUGGGGUUUGGAGGUUUGGAAGUUGCAUAUCUGUGUUUUAGGGUCAGGCUAAGGCAGGGAUGAAAUACCCAGUACCUUUAUGGCUGCUGUUGAGCCCUGUAGUUCCUACAUACCUUACAUAACACAGAAUAGAAAAAAUUAAAACUUGGAGCAAGGUGUGCAACAAGCUGGUAACUGGGAGAGCAGUGGUUGAGCAGAUCCUUUGCUGCAAAGAGCUCUGCAGAGACAGUGGGACAGGCAGUCUUAUUUUUUUCAUUUAUUGAUGUGUUUUUUGUUCACCACUCUUAAUGGUGAUAAGAAAUUUCAUUGACCCAUAUUUUGUUUAUCUUUUAAGAUCAAGCUGGUAAUUUCUUCAGUUUGACUCUUCUGUGCAAUCUGUGUGCAGUUAUUUUCUGUGUCAAGAUAAGUCUGCACUGUUGGCAGACUUUUGAAUUAUACUCUUUCAUGCCUGCAGUACAGCUGUAAUAAAAUAGUAACUGCAGGUUUUUGUGUUUCGUGGUUGUGCCUCAUUAGUUCGAAUUUCAGGACAUCCUCUUCUAGUCUCUGCUUACCUUUUUCAGUCCUAGAUCUUUGCACAUCUUGUAUCACUUUCUAUAUCUUGCUUCUGGUUUUCACAGGAUCAAUCAGGUUGCAAGGGAUCACAGUGGGUCAUCUGGUCCAACUUCCCUGCUCAAGGAGGAUCAAAACCAGAUUUCCUUUGCUUCAUUCUGGUCUCCUCCUUUCAUUCUUGUUUCCUCCUUUUACCAGCACCAUUUAUCAGUUAUAUGGAGAUCUUUGGUUUUAUUCUUCUGUUUAGUUAUUUCUACAGCCACUUCUUAUGCUCCUUUGAUCAUCCUUCAUAUGCAUUAAACAAGGAGCCAUAAACUGCAGUCAUGCAGAUUCUGAAAGAGCCCUCUGAGAGGCUGGAGCUGUAAGUGGGGCUACUCGGUUGCUUUGCCCUUCAGCAAUUCCCUGCGCCAGCGGAUUCUGCGAGAAACCAUCUGUAGUACAGAGCAACUGGUGCAAAAGCAAUGAAAAACUUUAUAAUUAAAUGCCUAGAAACUUAUUUCAAUCUUUUUCUUUCAGAUGAGCAUUUCUGAUGUGAAGACUCACAAAGAUGGGUUUUAAAUUAAAAAAAAAAAUGCACCUAAUGAAAGGAAAUAAAAUGCUAUUCUAGAAGUUAAACUAGGACCUGCAUAUUCUAAUAAACUCUUCCAAAAUGCAUUUCUUCUUUAAUUAGGAAAACCAACAUGAUCAAUUAAUGGGAAGGUCAGUACUAUUCAAAUACUCAGUUUAUCCCUUUUUAUGGUUGGAUUUUACAUGUUUUCAGAUGAUUGUGUAUUUGCUUCCCAACAAUAAAUAAUUAAACCUGUGUUUUGCAACUUGGAAUAUGAAUAAAAACAAGAUGAAGAAAAAUAAUGAUAUAGAAAUGGGUUUAUCUGUAAAACCAUGUGUUUGUUGUUGUGUGAGCUCUUUCUCAAAGGACAUUUGUGUUUAUUUUCCUUUUCUUCAAAGAUGAUGAGGUGAAUGUUGUCUCAUGGCAUCCAAAAUAUGGUGGAUUUCCUGAGAGAGAUUGUGCUAGCAGAAGCAUGAUGUGGACUGAGAAAAUAAUUUUUUCUCAUUUUGAAACUUCCUUCUUAAAUGCAUAUUGUGAAGCAAACUGUGGCAAUGGGCCCCAUCAUGAUCGAAGUUGUGUUUACAACCAGAGCAACAUAGUAGAUGGAGUUUACUGCCUCCCAAUAGCACACUGGAUUGAAGUCUCUGGGCAUACUGAUGAGAUGAAACACACAACCGAUUUCUAUUUUAAUAUUGCAGGACAUCAAGCAAUCCAUUAUUCCAGGAUUCUGCCAAACAUCUGGCUGGGAAGUUGCCCUCGGCAGCUGGAGCACGUGACCAUCAAGCUGAAGCAUGAGCUGGGUGUUACAGCUGUGAUGAACUUCCAGACUGAAUCUGACAUUGUUCAAAAUUCCUGGGGCUGCAACCGCUACCCAGAACCCAUGAGCCCUGAAAUCCUUAUGAAGCUGUAUAAAGAAGAAGGUCUUGCCUAUGUCUGGCUGCCAACUGCAGACAUGAGCACUGAAGGAAGAAUCCAGAUGUUGCCACAAGCUGUCUGCCUCCUGCACGGGCUGCUGCAGAAUGGACACACUGUCUAUGUUCAUUGCAAUGCUGGUGUUGGCAGGUCUACAGCAGCUGUCAGUGGCUGGCUGAGGUACGUGAUGGGAUGGAGCCUGAGGAAAGUGCAGUACUUCUUGGCUUCCCGGAGACCAGCUGUCUAUAUAGAUGAGGAAGCUCUGAAUCGUGCUGAAGAAGAUUUCUACCAGAAAUUUGGGCAUCUUCGUUCCUCAUACCAAAUAGAAGAGUAGAAAAGCAGCAGAAGAAAAGGAAGGCAAAGAGGAAUCCUUAGAUUUGAACCCCAAGGAUUUAGAAAUUUCUGUGACUUAGGCACUCACCUCUUCAGAUUAUAAGCUUCUUGUAAAAGUGAUGAGAAUUUUGUUUAAAAAGUGCCCUAGAGUUUUUAAUUUGCUUUCUUUAAAGUGACAUGAUUCACAUUUUCAAGCCUUUUGGUGCAAUUAUGAGACCCAGAAACUGCAAAGUGAAAGGAGAUUUUCUUUUAACUACUUGCCUAUAGGAAUAGAAGUUUUAGGGCUUAAAACUAAAACUAAAGAUGUGAGGUGGAAUAGAGUUGGCAAUAAAAACUGACAAGAAAGAAAUACAAAGAUUGACUGGAUUAAGAUUCAGGUUAGGAUGGAGCAGACCAUCAUCAAAGCUGCUCAGUUAUUUUAAGCAGGUAUUAGAUUGUUGCAGUGUUUUGUAGUAAUUCUGUAGACAAGUGGUAUUGAUGAGAAAGACCAGAAGGAAAUUGAUUCUUCAAUUCAGUGUUUAAAAACAAAAAACUAAUGUCUAAUGCAGCGAACUAAGAUUUGCUCUUUGUCCAUCUAGUUAAUGUUACAUAUUAUGAGCUCCAGCUGUAUUCUUUUAUGACAUUGGGGUUAUGCUGGGCUGUGACAUGAAGAGAGGACAGAGCUCCAGCUGUGGCAGCCUUGCUUUGUUGUGGGGCAGGACCACCGUUUGUUACAUUAUCCUAGGCUGUGAGUUCUCUGAGUUGAAGCUGUGUUUUGCCCCUCUGGUCCAUGCAGUGCUGUACAGGAGUUCCCUUAGGUGCCAAAUCAGUCUGAGCAGUAACCACUGGGGUAAGACAGGACCUGUAGGAAUGGUGUGGUGCAUGACUGGCACCACAGCCUCUGGGCUGUUGGUCUAAAUUAGUAUCUUCAAUACAGAAAAAGCCUGUCCUUGUGCAAGCAGUGGGUGUGUGUUAGGUUUAGCUGAUUGAAGCUAAUGCUGGGCUAUCUCUGGGCUGAAUGAAGUCAAUACAUUCCUCUAUAGGAACAAAGAGCAACUCUGCAGAGGAUGGUUUCUCAGGAGCUUAGGCCCAGUGUUAGCUUUGUGGGGAUGAUCCCUAAUGUUUUCCAUUGCUGCUUGGUCCCUUAGCUAAACUAAGCACCAACAGCUUUCAGUCCCACUCAGAUGAAACCAAUUUGAUGUAGAUUGAAUUCAAGAGAGAAGAGAAAAUUAAGGAAGAAUAAACAUUAAGAAACAUAAUUUCUGUAGGUUUAUUCUUCAGUGAAAUCUCAUUUUUCCCAGCCAACUUGUUCCUCUAAAGAUGUAGUCAGUGACAGAGUAGUUUAAGUAAUAAAUAUUGAUUUUCUGAGUAUUUAAUGGAUAAACUAUUGGAUAUGAACUGUUUAUGGAGAAUGUACAAAUGAUUAUAUUUUAUUUGUCCUAUACUUCAAUCAUCUUGAAAAGAGAAAUAUUUAUUUAAGUUAUUCUAUGUGUGGUUUUCAUUUGAGACUUUUUGAAAUAACACUGCCUCUUUAGAAAAUGGAUGAGAAAAUAAAGACAAAAUUACUAUUCCAGCA
Molecule: messenger RNA, 4357 nt
Organism: Lonchura striata (white-rumped munia)
Lineage: Eukaryota; Metazoa; Chordata; Aves; Passeriformes; Estrildidae
Gene: EPM2A
Product: EPM2A glucan phosphatase, laforin
Biological process (GO): protein dephosphorylation
Cellular component (GO): nucleus; cytoplasm
Molecular function (GO): protein tyrosine phosphatase activity; carbohydrate phosphatase activity; starch binding
Source: RefSeq, a predicted model, not a curated record